UCAGGCACAUCCAUCCACAUCCCGGUCCCCGAUUACGGCGCCGUCGUCUCCAUCUCUGAAGCUCCGCGUCGCCCGUGUGACUUCGCCACUGCACCGUCUGCUGCUCCGGCAAGCUGCUGAGGCAAGGAAAGUCGCCGGCGGCCACACCGACAGCGCCGCACCACUGCACCGCCUCGUCUGGAGUCGCCAUCGGCUCGGAUCGACAUGAUGCCAAACCCAAUCGUCAGCGCCACCAUGGGGGUGAUGAACCCUCUCCUCGGCAAGCUCGCCGCGCUGCUGGGCGACGAGUACAAGAAGCUCAAGGGGGUGAGGAAGCAGGCCUCGUUCCUCAUGCGUGAGCUCAGCUCCAUGAAAGCUGCCCUCGAGAAGCUGGAGCUCAUGGACGAGCUGGAUCCGCUGGCCAAGAACUGGAGAGACCAUGUUAGAGAGAUGUCCUACGACAUGGAGAAUUGUAUUGAUGACUUCAUGAGCCAAUUUGGAGGUGCCGACGCUAAUGCAGGCCUCGUCAAGAAGACGGCUCAACGCCUGAAGACGUUGCGGGAGCGUCAUCGCAUUGGCCAUCGAAUGGAGGAGCUCAAGGUUCUUGCUCUACAGGCAAAUGAGCGACGCAUGAGGUACAGGAUUGAUGAUUGCGUCGAUUCUAGUUCUAGUGUUGUGCCUGUUGAUCCCCGAAUAUCCGCGAUUUACAAGGAGGCAGCAGGCCUUGUGGGUAUUGAUGGUCCCAGAGAAGAACUUGUCAGUCGGUUGGUAGACAUUGAGAAAAAACUCAAGGUGAUAUCCAUUGUGGGAUUCGGCGGUCUGGGUAAAACUACACUUGCCAAGCAAGUGUACAAUAAGAUUGGUGGGCAAUUUGACCGUAAGGCAUUUGUUUCAGUUUCCCAAAAGCCCGAGAUGACAAGCUUUCUCCGUGGCCUACAACUAAAGCUUGGAAUGGAGGAGUCUUCUAGCGUUUGUGAGGUGCAAGACAUCAUCGACCGUCUUAGAAAGCAUCUCAUGUCUAAAAGGUACCUUAUUGUAGUCGAUGACUUGUGGGAUCAGUCAGCAUGGAAUAUUAUAAGUUGUGCCUUUCCCGAAGAUGGUAAUGGAAGUAGAAUAAUUGUAACCACGCGACUGAGUGAUGUGGCCUUCGGGGUGUGUCGUCAUGACCGUGAGUGCAUUUACAAAAUGAAUCCACUCCAAGAGCAAGACUCAAGGAGGUUAUUCUAUAAUAGAGUCUUUGGUUCUGAAGAUUUAUGUCCACCCCAAUUUAAAAAAGUUUCAGCUGAAAUUUUGAAGAAGUGUGGUGGACUACCACUUGCAAUCAUCACUAUAGCCAGCUUAUUAGCUAGUUGUAAAUCAAGGAAUGAGUGGGAGGCCAUAAGGGAUUCUCUGAGCGCCAAGUUUGCCACAAACCCCAACUUGGAAGAAAUGAGGAGUAUAUUAAACCUCAGCUAUAUGCAUCUUCCUCUUUAUCUCCGUGCAUGUUUUCUCUACCUUGGCAUGUAUCCAGAGGACCACAAGAUCAAAAAGGUUGAUCUUGUUCGACAAUGGGUGGCUGAAGGCUUUGUUAGUAAUGUACAUGGAUCAAAUUUGGAGGAUGUUGCGAACAGUUAUUUCCAUGAGCUUAUCAAUAGAAGCAUGGUUCAGCCUGAAGAUACCCUAUGUGGGGAUGUGUUGUCAUGUAGUGUACAUGAUAUGAUGCAUGAUUUAAUCUUAAGCAAGUGCGGUGAAGAUAAUUUUAUCUCUGUGGCAUAUGAUUGUGAAGAUAAGACAUGGCAGCAUGGCUGUAAAUACAAGGUCUGUCGAUUAUCUCUGAAAUCAAGCGCUGGUGGCGCAAUGUUGGGGGCAGUUGCUAGUAGCUUAUCACAAAUUCGAUCACUUGCAUGGUUUGGAGAGUCGAAGUACUCACUUCUUCUUUCACAAUUUAAGUAUCUCCGUGUGCUUUUCUUUGAAUAUCCAGGCUACCGGGAUAUGGUAGUCGACCUCACUACAGUUGGUCACUUGUUUCAGCUGAGGUAUUUGAAGGUUUCAGCAGCAUCAGCUAGUAUAGAGCUUCCUACAGAAAUUCACAGGCUUGUUCAUUUGGAGACACUUGAUAUAGAUGGCCGAUUGGCACAAAGCAUCCCAUCAGAUAUAACAAUGUUGCGCCGUUUGUCCCAUCUGAUUCUUCCGCAUGAUACAGGACUGCCAAAUGGGAUUGGGAACAUGAAAUCACUACAUACUCUACGAUGUUAUUGCAUGGGUAAGAGCUCAUUGGAAGAUAUUGAGGGCCUCGGCGAGCUCACUAAUCUGAGGGAACUGACACUCACGAAAUCCUACAAGUUCGAUAUGGUGAAGUCAGGGGUUGAUGCUUUGGUCACCUCCAUCGGAAAGCUCCGUGACCUCAAAUCUCUAUACCUCGCUUGCAAUCUUGAACAUUAUGUUGACUUGCUGGACUCAUUAUCUGAACCUCCUCUCCGUAUGGAGAAACUACGUCUGCGAGGAUGGCCAUUCUACAAGGUUCCAAAAUGGAUUGGUGAUCUUGACUACCUACAUACCCUGUUUCUGUGUAUUGAGCAGUUGUCAACUGACGAUAUUCAUGUUCUUGGGCAGCUGCCAUCCCUGGUCUACCUCAGUCUCAAGGUGUUGUGUAUUCCACGAGAGAGGGUUGCCAUAAUCUGUGGAGGAGGAUUAUUCCCAGUUCUGGAGUGCCUUGCUCUCAGAUCCCGUGAUGAUGAUACUACGGCAUGCAUGGAGUUCAAGACGGGGGCUAUGCCCAAGCUACGAAAGCUCGUUCUAGGAAUACAUGAUAGGUGGGGUGGAAGUGCGAUGCCAGUUGGCAUGGUGUGCCUGUUAUCCCUUGACCAAAUCUAUGUUGAUAACAUGUCAUCUGUCCAUGAUGACCGUGAUCUCGAGUCUACCUUCAGGAAUGCAGCACAGGUGCACCCAAGACGCCCUUCUGUUACAAUCUUUUGAUCGGCCUUCACUGUAACUUAUCACCGCCCUUUUCUUUUUUACUACUAGGUCUUUUAGUCAUUAUUCUGCUUAUUUACCGUGUAAGAGCUUUGGUUUGUUAAUUUCUCACAUACCCUGUAAUAUCUGAUUUCAUGGUUUGGGAUGGAAU
Molecule: messenger RNA, 3082 nt
Organism: Lolium rigidum
Lineage: Eukaryota; Viridiplantae; Streptophyta; Magnoliopsida; Poales; Poaceae
Product: disease resistance protein RGA5-like
Exons: 2
Coding region: 205-2934 (909 amino acids)
Biological process (GO): defense response to other organism
Molecular function (GO): ADP binding
Source: RefSeq, a predicted model, not a curated record